GGCGCUGUUUAAUAUUUACAAUUUCCGAGACUUCACUUCCGGGUAGUGUAAUGGCGAGGUUUCAGAUUUGACGAGCCAGCUCCGUCCCACGCAGUUGAUGGGGGCAGACAGUGGGUUGGGAACGGGCCCAGGCCCGGCAGUGCCCUGGAGGAAGGUACUAUGGGAACGGCAGCCCUUCCCUGACAACUACGUAGACCACCGCUUCCUGGAGGAGCUCAGAAGGAAUGAGGGCCUCCGCCAGUACCGCUACUGGGCUGUGGUGCGGGAGGCUGGACUGGUGGCCCAGCAGAUCUCCUGUGUGGCUCUGUUUCUUACUCUCUGGUUGUACAUGGAGCAGGGCCUUCUCUCCCCCUCCACCCUGCUGUGGAGUGGCCUGCUCUGUGCCUUGCUGGGCUACGGAUUCUACCAAGCGCUGGGUCCGCAGGGGGAUUCAGACAGCCAACAACGUACACGUUGGUCCGACCUGCAGAGUGCCUCCAUCUUCCUGUCCUUCACCUUCGGGUUCUCUCCGGUCCUCCGGACAUUAACAGAGUCUGUCAGUACCGACACAGUGUACGCCAUGACGGCCCUGAUGCUGCUAGCCCACCUAGUGUCCUUCCCAUAUGCCCAGCCUUCGCCCCCGGGCAGCCUCUCUCUCAACGCGGCCCUCUUCGCCUCCGUCUGCCUGGCUUCGCGCCUUCCUGGGGACCACCGCGCUUCCAGGGGCCUGAACUCUUCCUCCCCCUCGUCCCUCCACACAUUCACCAUGCUCUGCUGGGCCCUGUUGGUGUUUGCCCUGUGGCCUUGUCUUCGGCAGCGGCUGAGGGAGUGUGCCCCGCAGGGGUUUGGCUGUGUCUGCCUGCUGAUGGGCUUGUCCGGGGUGGGUGGGCUGGGCUCCAUCUGGCCCGGGGGAGCUGUACUCCUGGCUGCAGUCCUGGGGGCCGUAACGCUGCUAUGCCCUCUGCUGUUGAUCAGGCUGCAGAGCGACAAGGAUAACAUCCAUGGACCCUGGGAUGAGGCAGAGAUACGGGAGGACCUGGCGCGCUUUCUACGCUGAAUGGGGAAAAGCGGACGAGGUCUGGGUGACGAAGCCCAGUGCACAUUAAUCAACUGAGGAUGAAUGAAGUCUCUUGUAAAAACUGUACUUGAAAGCUGUUGCUUCGGCUCCAAAGUUGCGUAGAAGUCUCCUGGUCGUGGCAUACUAACCAUGCCCUGCAGUAUCUGAAUAGGUCAGUGAAAAUUGGUGCAGCACUGUUCUGGUUGGUGGAAGAUGCUUAGAUAGGUUUUCCAUACCUGGUCGUGCUCUACCGACUCCUUUUGGCAGGUUUAUGCAUUUGCAGCUAACUUGGGUCUGUAUCCGGAGGAGCACUCUUGUACUCGUUUAUUAUGGCUAACUUCCUGGUUGAGGUUGGUGGAAUGUGAUUCAGAGUAAUUAUAUCUAGAUAUUUGACUCCUGAGCAGGAUAAGAAUUGCAGUGAUGAGUUGCCAUAGUCCUCAACUGGACACCAUACAAAAUAAAGGAUAGCUUUUGCUUGUAUUUUAACAAAACAAGGAUCUCUUCUUGCUGAUCUGAAGCUCAUUACAGGCUUCUGUGUGUAGAGGGUUUGUUGAGAUUCCACCAGUAAGAAAGGAUAUUUUAUAAAUUGUAUCUUUUAACCAAGGGCUCUGGGAGAAAAACAAGUAUUUGUAAUGAAAACUAGGACAUUCAAACUGUAAUCACUUUAAUAUUAGUAAUAUCAGGUGUUUGGGAUAAUAAAUUUCUGUAUUUUGAGUGACAUUAUUUUGAGGUAGAUAUUCUGCCUCAUCUCUGUUGAAGAUGCCGGGUCCCAUUCUGAAAAUAAACUCUUUACUACUUCAAAAACAAAUUGUCUGAGCUGCUAUCUGAUCGAUGCACAUGAUAAGAACCUUAUCUGUACAGUGCAUUCGGAAAGUAUUCAGACCAAUUCACUUUUUCCACAUUUUGUUACAUUACAGCCUUAUUCUACAAUGGAUUCAAUUCAUUUCACUCACCAAUCUACACCCUGUACUCCAUAAUGACCAAGCAAUAACAGGUGUUGAGAGAUUUUUGCAGUAUCACAUUUACAUAAGUAUUCAGACACUUGAAAUUGAUCUCCGGUGUGUUCUGUUUUCAUUGAUGCGUCCUUCAGGAGUGUGUGUGUAUACAAGGUUCCAGAGUUGACAAUAAUAAUAAUACAUUGAACUUAUAUAAUGCUUUUCUGCGCUAUAUAACAACAUCUUAGGAGAGCGAUUGGACAGUACACAGACAAACGUAAAGAAAAUGACAAUUUUUUUGAGAUCAUAAAUAUGUCAUGUAUGGUAUAAAAAUUGACAAGUCGCAGUUCGUGAAAUUCGCCUUGCGCGACAGACCAGACGUCAUGU
Molecule: messenger RNA, 2358 nt
Organism: Esox lucius (northern pike)
Lineage: Eukaryota; Metazoa; Chordata; Actinopteri; Esociformes; Esocidae
Gene: pigc
Product: phosphatidylinositol glycan anchor biosynthesis, class C
Exons: 3
Coding region: 98-1036 (312 amino acids)
Biological process (GO): GPI anchor biosynthetic process
Cellular component (GO): glycosylphosphatidylinositol-N-acetylglucosaminyltransferase (GPI-GnT) complex; membrane
Source: RefSeq, a predicted model, not a curated record